UAACUAUGGCAUAUACAGUACCACUUAGUGGAGGUUUCCGUGGUCGCAAUGCAAAACGUAAGUUUCCUGGAGAAGGAGCAAGUACAGGGCCUGGGAAAAAGGGUAGGGGUUCUGAUAUGACAGCUCCUAAAUUACCAGCUCAUGGGUAUCCCCUUGAACAUCCUUUUAAUAAAGAUGGUUAUCGUUAUAUUCUUGCUGAACCUGAUCCUCAUGCGCCUUUCAGACAGGAAUUUGAUGAAAGUAGUGAUUGGGCUGGAAAACCUAUUCCUGGUUGGUUAUACAGAGCUUUGAGUCCAAGCACAGUUUUACUUGCUUUGCAUGAUCGAGCACCACAACUUAGAGUUUCAGAAGAUAGACUGGCAGUCACUGGAGAAAAAGGCUAUUGCAUGGUCAGAGCAACUCAUAACGUAAGUAGAGGUACAUGGUAUUGGGAAGCAACUAUUGAGGAAAUGCCAGAAGGAUCAGCUACAAGACUAGGAUGGGGUCAAGAAUAUGCUAAUUUACAAGCUCCACUGGGUUAUGACAAAUUUGGAUACUCUUGGAGAUCUAGAAAAGGUACAAGAUUUCAUGAAAGUAGAGGUAAACAUUAUAAUAAUGGAUAUGGAGAAGGUGAUACAUUAGGAUUUUUGGUAAUUUUACCUGAUACACAUGAUGCUACACAUUUACCAAACACCUAUAAGGAUCGACCCCUAGUAAAGUUUAAAAGUCACCUUUAUUAUGAAGAAAAAGAUCAAGUACCUGAAGCACUUAAAGCUCUAAAACCAGUACAAGGAAGUAAAAUUAUAUUUUAUAAAAAUGGUAUAAAUCAAGGAGAAGCAUUUGUUGAUAUUAACAAAGGAGCUUAUUAUCCUACAGUCUCGAUCCAUAAAAGUGCUACGGUUUCUGUUAAUUUUGGACCCAACUUUAAAUGUCCACCUACAGAUAUUUCAUUUAGAGGGGUGCAUGAUAGAGCAGAGGAAGCAAUAGCAGAACAAUCUAUGGCUGAUAUACUUUAUUUCACUGAAAAUGAGGGAAAAUUAAGACUGGAUACUUUUGCUUUAUGACAUUAAUAAUUAAAUUAGGACCUUGGGAAAUAUGUUUAAAUAGAGGUAGUAACUAUGUACAUGAUUCAAAUAUUGAUAUAAUUAUGC
This is a messenger RNA of Eufriesea mexicana, 1130 nucleotides long. It is a transcript of the gene ash2, whose product is annotated as set1/Ash2 histone methyltransferase complex subunit ASH2. Gene Ontology annotation, molecular function: protein binding; transcription cis-regulatory region binding. The transcript is spliced from 7 exons. Gene Ontology annotation, cellular component: Set1C/COMPASS complex. NCBI's taxonomy places the organism in Eukaryota, Metazoa, Arthropoda, Insecta, Hymenoptera, Apidae. Bases 6 to 1043 code for a protein of 345 amino acids. The record is from RefSeq and is a predicted model, not a curated record.